GACUGGUCACAUGAGAAGCGACAGUGCCGGUGUAGGGUACAGGCGUGGGGUCUUGUGAGCUUGUCGGCUGUUUGCAGCCAUGGCUGAACGCACUCCCCUGCUCAACUACAGGUUGUACGUGGCUCCCGAUGCUGGCAGCCUCCGUAGACCGACAGAAUGCCAGCAGACGUCAGCUAAGAAGCUGUCCACUUUCUUCGGGGUGGUGGUACCCACCCUGCUUUCCAUGUUCAGUGUGGUGGUUUUUCUGCGAAUAGGUUUUGUUGUUGGUCAAGCAGGACUGUACCAGACUAUCCUUAUGUUCAUUGUGGCAUAUCUCAUCAUAAGCAUGACUGUGUUAUCAGUGUGUGCUAUCUCCACAAAUGGUGCAUUGGAUGCUGGUGGUGCCUACUAUAUGAUCAGUCGAGCUUUAGGCCCGGAGUUUGGGGGCAGCAUUGGAGUCAUGUUCUUCUUAGCAAAUGUAUGUGGGAGUGCCCUUUACGUCCUGGGUCUUGUUGAAUCUAUUGUUGAUAUUUUUGGUUUGCCACUUGGGCAAACCACAAGAAGUGGCAUUCAAGUUCUUCCUCAAUCGUACUGGUAUGAGCUUCUCUAUGGCACAGUGAUUCUCAUCUUCUGCCUUCUUGUGUGUUUGGUUGGAGCUGAUAUCUAUGCCAAAGCUACCUUCGUAAUUUUCAUCAUUGUUAUAGUGGUGCUCUGCACAAUAUUUAUUAGCUUUUUUGCAGUGUCACCUAGAUCUAUUAAUAUUACAGUGACAUCAGGGAAUAUCACAGAAUUUCGAGAGGGUUUAUUUACUGGAUUUAAUCUGUCAACUCUAAAGAGCAACCUUCCACCUAAGUAUGUAGCAGACUACACAACUGGUACGAUGAUGACUUUUGCUGCUGUAUUUGCUGUUAUGUUCAAUGGAUGCACCGGUAUUAUGGCUGGAUCCAAUAUGUCAGGUGACUUAAAGAAUCCCAGCUAUUCUAUUCCCAGAGGCACAAUAACAGCUGUAAUUUUUACAUACAUUGUGUACAAUAUUUUAUCUCUCAUGGUCAGCUGCACAUGUGAUAGAUUUCUUCUGCAAUAUAAUUAUGGUUUCCUUGAAGACAUUAACGUCUGGGGUCCUUUUGUCAUAAUUGGAGUUUACUCUUCAACUUUAUCAGCCGCCAUGAGCACACUGAUUGGAGCAUCAAGAAUUCUCUAUGCUCUCGCCAAGGACGAUAUAUUCGGUAAACUUCUCAUGCCUGCAAAGAAAACUUCACGUCGUGGAAAUCCCUGGGCAGCCGUUCUGAUAUCAUGGGUGCUAGUGCAGCUUGUGUUGUUUACUGGCAAACUGAAUACUAUUGCUGGGAUAGUGACCAUCAUUUUUCUGUUGGUCUAUGCUGCUGUGGAUCUAGCCUGUCUGGCAUUGGAAUGGGCCUCGGCACCAAAUUUCAGACCAACCUUCCGUUACUUCACGUGGCACACUUGCGUGUUGGGGAUCGUUGGUUGUGGAAUUAUGAUGUUCUUGAUAAGCCCAAUAUAUGCCUCAUCCAGUAUUGCUUUCAUGCUGAUAUUGCUAGUGGUCCUUCACUAUGUAUCACCCUCUAGCAGCUGGGGUUAUAUCAGCCAAGCUAUUAUCUUUCAUCAGGUCAGAAAGUAUCUUCUCAUGCUUGAUGUUCGGAAGGAUCAUGUCAAAUUCUGGCGCCCACAAGUUCUGCUGAUGGUGGCCAACCCUAGAACAAGCACUCAACUCAUAAGUUUUGCAAAUGACCUAAAAAAAAGUGGAUUGUAUGUCCUUGGUCACGUUCAGAAAGGAAAUUUGGAUGAGAUGCCUUCUGAUCCUCUUCAGGCACAGUAUGAUUCCUGGUUAAGCUUGGUUGAUGCGUUGAAUGUAAAAUCAUUUGUCAGCCUUACACUCUCUGAUUCAGUGCGUCAUGGAGUACAACAUCUUUUAUUCAUCUCUGGUCUAGGUGGAAUGAGACCCAAUACUCUUAUCCUUGGUUUCUAUGAUGACUGUGUUCCCGAGGAUGGCUUACAACAAAUUCCAGCAUUUUCAGAUAAUUCUUCUAUCAACAGUGAUGAUAAUUCCAGCCUACUGCCACAUUUCCCUGCAGUCAGACAUCGCUCCUCUCCCAAGGCACUGUCAGGCAAAGAGUAUGUGGGCAUUAUCUCCGAUUCCAUUAAAAUGUUAAAAAAUGUUUGCUUGGCCCGAUACUUCAACCAGCUAAACAAAGCUGAUCUGUUCAACCGCAAGAAUUACGAAGUCUCCAUUGAUGUGUGGCCACUCAAUCCACUACGUCCUGACAGUGCUAAUUAUGUAGAUACUUGCAGUUUGUUUCUGUUACAAAUGGCAUGUAUUCUUAACAUGGUACGUUCCUGGAGGACAGCCAAGCUACGUAUCUUUUUGUGUGUUGAAUCUGGGAACAGUGCUGGAGAGCAUGAGAAAAAAUUAAAACUGCUUUUAGGUCAGCUACGUAUUAAAGGUUCAAUUAAAACCCUGCAUUGGGAUGAUGUUGCUGCAUUACAUUGGCACAAGCAGAUGCCUCAAGAGGGUAAUUUUGUAAAUAAUUUCCCGACUAAUGCAAUGAAAAUCUCAAACGACUAUCUGAUAGCUGUAAAUAAGAUGAUUUUAGAGCAGGACACCCAUCCUGCAAUCCGCUUUCUAUACCUACCACGGCCUCCCGCAGACAUUACUCUACAUGAAAGAUACCUAGAGCAGCUUGAUAUCUUGACCAGGGACCUGGGACCUACUAUGUUAAUUCAUGGAAUUAGUGCAGUCACCAGUAUUGAUCUUUAGAUAUUGCAUUUUAUACUAUUGAUUGUGGUGGUUACGAAGACAGUGGUGCUGCUAGUAAAAGUGCAAGCUUGGAAACUUUCUGAUAUUUUAGAUCAGGGUUUUCUAACCUUUUUUAUGCCAUGGACCAAUACCAUUAAGCAAGGGGUCUGUAGACCACAGUCUGGAACCACUGCUAUAGAUCCAAAUUGCUGAAAAUGAACAAAGGGAUUGAUGUUCAUGCAUCUGGCAUUGCUAUUAGUAGUUCACUUUCUUCCUCUGCAUACAGUGGCAAAGGUGAAAUCCACUGUAUCCAUCAGCACAAUCAGCACUUCUAGAUUUGAAGAAACCUCACAGGAGUUCUUCUAAAAAAAAAAAAAAAUUCUUAAAACGUACAUCAAAUAUGAGUUACUUCUAACAAGUUAUAUUGUGCUUCCAUAAUGUAUCAUGAAAAUAUUAAAACUACUAAAAGUUUUAAUUUCUUCCAUCAGAUAUGAACAACUUAAAUUUUAUUUUAAUCAGAAGAAAUACUUGAUCUUUGCAGCAAUAAUCUAAUAUUUUCAAUUGGAUUAUUGCUAAAUUUACAGAUAUCUUCCUGUAUUCUGAAAUUGUGUUUUUUUUUUCUUCACAAAUUGUAAUUGAAACAUUUCAACAUGAGUAAUGCUAGACGUCGUUGAAAAAUGGUCAAGGACAAAGUAUAUCCUCAAAACAUAUAGUUAAAAUAGUUUGCAGUGAGAAAAGUGGAUCCUAGAGUUAAAGACAAUGCCACUUGGUUUACGUUUUUAACCAUGACAUUUUGAGGGCUUUUUUUAAUAAUCUCUAAACUUUUAGGCAACGUUUUCUUGGUCACUUGAGGUGUAAAUUAUACUCUCUGAUCUGUUGGUUCAGUUUUUCUAGUUCUGUAUCAUCAGAGCAAUAGGUUUAGAAUUAUCACAGCGAAGGUUGAGAUUGCAGUUUAACCAAUAGCAAAAUAAAGCUGUAAAUACCAAUUAGCCUACCUGUUAUACAGUGCUUUUCCAGGAUUUUAGGGAGAAUUGUUUAACAGACCAUACUAAGUUUAAUUGUUAUAAAUGGGCAUGCAAAUUUAUUGUACUUCCUGAUCUUUUUUGAUAAAUCAAGCAAAUAGCGUAAAUUUUUUUGAGAAACACAGCAAUCCUGGAACUGUUCAUCAUUCGAAGUAGCAUCUGUGUGAAGAGAGUAAUGAAGUUGUAGCUAUUGGUUUAUCAUUGUCAAAAGUACUGAGACAAGUGAAAAGCUUGUCUUGCAUUCCAUUCAUACAGAUCAAGUUAACGUUUCCAGUCAAUAGUCUUUCAUCAUAAUUAUGAAAAGUUAGAAAUGGAAUUAGAUACAGUUGCAAAGAAAAUGAAGAGGGGUGGAGAGGACAAAAGACUAAAUGACAUAAGUGGUUGUGUAAGCCAAAGGAUGGCAGUAAAACUGAGUUUUUAAAGGUGUGUCUAGUGAAGGUACCAAAAGGAGGGUGAAAACAAAUGCUGUGUACGUGAGAUACACAGUACUGGAAUGUCUGAGCAUCUGGAAUUGUUGAAUUCAGUAUUUAGUUCAGAUGGUUCAAAAGAUAUGGCAAACAUGAGAAAAUCUGCAGAUGCUGGAAAUCGAGAGCAGCACACACAACAUGCUGGAAAGUGUGUGUGUGUGUGUGUGUUGCUAUUUCUCAAGCUUACAUUGGUCUUUGUUGAGACAGUGAUGAAGACCAAAACACAGAUCUGAGUGCAUGUGGGAUAGAGAAUUAAAACAGGAAGUUCAGGCUUAUCUUUGCAAACUGGAUGGAGGAUUUCUGCAAAGCAGAUAUCUUCUGGUUCCCCAUUACAGAGAAGAGUGGAUGGAAUGCAGUAUAGUAAAUGUAAAAACGUCUUUGGGUUCUGGACGGUAAGAAGUGAGGCGUAAAAGGGCUGGAGUGCAUUGAAGGGGGCAAACAAGUUUUGAGUUGGAGAAUCGUGACGGAGGACAGAUGGGUGUGAGAGGGACAGAAAUGUUUGAGAAGCUUGCUGGUUUGGUAAAGGGAAAGCCAUGGUUGAGGAGAAAGGAGAAGUACUGGUUCUCCUGAGUAUUUCCAGCAUUUUCCACUUUUGUUUUGAUAUAUUGGGAUGUGCCAAAAUGGAGAUGUUAAAAAUAAUUAUUGAGGAUCAAAUAAAAAUACAGGAAGCUGACUUCUUCGGGGGGUGGGGGGGUCACUGUUGUUUCAGUGGCUGCCACAGCAGUCAUGAUGUGGUUACAUCAGAUCAGCCAUGAUCUUAUUAAAUGGCAGAGCAGAGUCAAGUGACCUAUUCCUGCUUCUGAUUUUUAUGUUUGCAUUUGCUGUUCAUAGCUUCUUAAAGGAAAAAAAAUGUAGUUUUGGGCAUAUUGUAGAUUUUUUUUUUGCAUCUUGUAUCAUGAAGUCAUCAGAACAGAUUGAUUAAACUGUAGCCAAUGAAUAAAAGAGCAGAUUUAUGACUAUGUAUAUUUAAUUUUUAUGCUCUAUGCUUACUGCAGGUUCUCUUUCAGUUACAAAAAUACACUUUUUGCUUACAUUUAUCAGUAAUGACUUUGCUUCUUGACUUCUGCACAAUAAACAUGUGUGGUGUAGGUUAAUCUCCAAAAAGCCCUCAGUUGUCCAUCAAUGGAACUAGUGAGCUGAUGAAUGGAGAAAAAUCCCUUUCCCGGCAGGGGAUUCUGUUCUGAAGGCUCAUUAAUUUAAGAUCAUUGCUGAGAUUUAAAAUACGACUUGCUUAUUCAGGAAGAGGUUCAGGCAUGGACUGAUUUUCUAAAGGGAAUAAUUGAGCUCUGGACCAUUGCAUAUUUUAAUUUAAGUGUGGAUAAAUAUUUGAAGCAAAGUGAAUCUACUAGAAAGAGCAGAGCUCUGGGUUUAGUUUUAGAUUACUCUGGCAAAAAAAAGGUGAUACAGACACAGCAUGUCUAUUGAAUUGUAUCUAAUCCUGCUGUGAGUUCUGGUUUAUGAAUUGAGAAAUUACUACCAACUAUAUUUCUGUUACUCUUUUGAUGCAUCCUGUUGUUAUGAGAGCCAUGUUAGUUGACUCUAAGUUUCUAAGGCUUUUAGAACCAAGAACGUGGCUUGUUUAAUCCAAAGUAGAUUGGCUUUGGAUACUCUGAGACUGUAUUCUGUUAAAGGAAUAACUCUCAACAGUUGCUGUGGUUGUUUGUAGUCAGCUAUUGUAACACUAAUUUUUAUGGAAUCUCCCACUGGCAAAUCAUGGAUUCUCUCCAACCCAAAAAAAAGAGCAAAAGGAAAGAAUAUAUUAAUCUAACUUCCAAAAUCUCAUAACUAGGUGUUAAAAUAUAUACAUUUGUAAAAUGAUCUGAAAUAAUAGUCUAGGGAUCACUAUAUACAAAGCUAUAGUAAAACAUCAAAAAUAGUGCAUACUGCACAGUCCUGAAUACGAAUAAUGAUCAAUGCAACAAGCAAUUGUUCUUGUAGAAAAGCUCCAUGGCUGCAGCAAUUUUAAAUAAAUUUCCUAUUGUCUAUUUGGCAUUUUUGAUUUUAUUUUCUGAAUGAGCUGUACUUGGAAAUCAAAGCUGGGGUGUUCUUCAAAUAUUUAAAGUGGCAGUUUUUCUAAAAGUUCAGCUUUACAUGAAUCUAUGAGUUCACACUUAGUUCAAAAUAUAUCUCCUAGGUUAGAAGAAAAUGUAAAUGAAAAUGGUAUAUCUAUUUUAAAUGAUCCUGCAUGCCCUAUGAAGAUAUGGGAUUCUUGCUGAACAAAAAAAUGCAUUUAGUAUUUAUAUUCUAUCCCAUCAUUAUUAAACAGGAGCCCCUUAACACAUUAAUUUUAAUAAGUUACCCGCAAGUGCCUAUCAUUUUGAUGCUAACAUAGAAGACAAUUGAGAAUUAAUGCUAAUGUCACUGUACAAGUUAUUGAUUUUGAUCUUUGCCUCAGGUUAUCUUGUUUAGUUUCAGAGUUGUAUACAUGUUAAUAAUUCAGUUGCUGGGAUAUUAAUACCGGAGCAGAUAUUCUGCAGUGAGCAUGCAGAAAUAUUUUAAUUGACUUUUUGAAGCAUCAUAAUUCAACAUUUUAUUACGAUAUUCUAUGACAGUCUUUCAUACUCAAAAUCAUACCCUUAUUUCAGGAAGAAUUAAAUGAUACCUGAAGACUGGCUGUCAUGUAAAAAUCAAUGCUCGCCAAUCUCAAUAACAAGCGGCUUAAUUUUAAAAAAUUCUACAAGUUUCCUUAAGAAUGUUUAUUUCAUCAUUAAUAUCCAAACAACUGAAUUAUUGAUAGGUGCACACUUCAGAAAAUUAAACAAUACAACCUCAUUUGAUCUAUAAUCUAGAGACCAGACCUUAAGCGCACUGAGUCCUCAUGGAGCAUCAACCACUUAUUUUCAUUAAUUUUAUUUUAAUCCCAUUUUUCAAAUUCUCAUGAGCUCUCCCUAGAUGAUAUCAGUCAACUGGACACUAGGGGAGAUUUAUCAUUGCAAAGUAGCCUACUAUACCACGUCUUUGGGAUGUGGGAGGAGACCAGAACACUUACGAUCACAGAUCACGCAAGCCGGCACAGAAUCGUACCCAAGGUCGGGAUCCUCUGGCACUGUUAGGCAGCGACUCCUCUUGCUGUGCCAUGGUACCACACUCAUCGGUAGCUUUAGUCUUCAGUCAUUAACAGAAUGCAUGAGUUUUUAAUGGCUAAGAAAUUCUAUUCGUACUUUGUAAAACCAUUGACUGGAUUUGUAUUGCAGUCUUUUCUGGCGUGUUAAAGAAAGCGCUCACGCUAAUACAGUAUCUUAAGCAUACAUGAAAAAUUUACAGCAUUGAAGGUAACUUGAACCCUAAUGCAAGAGAUCUGUGGUAUAUUGUAAAUGGUCAGGUAGAAAAGGGUGGCGAAGUGAUGAAUUGUACUUAUAAUGGAAUCUUCUGACACAUAUAGAGAAGUGACUUGAUAAGAAAAGCAUAAAUUUUUGAGUAACUGUCCAGGUUACAGUCUACAUGUUUUAAAUAUUUAUCCUGACACGAUGGGUUUCUCUAAUUGCACAAGUGUAAAAUGGUCAAGUUCCAGUUUAACUCCUAAUUUGUCUCAGUUCAUUUUCAGUCAGGUUGGCUACAGAUAUGCCACUUCUAACUUUGGUACCUCAAGGUUAUGAAAGUGAAAACUGUCAGUCUCUUUUUACAGUUACUCAGUUUUAAUGUCCAGUAUUUACCCACCUUUAACACCGUCAGUGCUACGACUCACGUAUGUUGCUUUUGAUUGAAUUUGACACAAGUUAAUUAUUUAUCUGGAGUUGUAUGAAUGAGAAGAAUCAAACCUCAAAAACGUACACCUUUAUACAUUUUGACUAAUUCUAUGGGGUCGUAUAAGCCCAUGGUGAAUGAUAAUCAAGGUGUGGCUUGGAAGCAAUUGUGAUUAUGACCUCUGAGUAUUAUAUAAGUUCCCAAAUAGAUAUAGCUAUCAUGUUAACCUCAAGCUGGCCAUUUGAAAUAGUUCAAAUAUGUUCCAAUAUUGAAAUAUACACCUUCUCGUUAAUGCAAAUACCUAAUCAGCCAAUCGUGUGGCAGUAACUCUAUGCAUAAAAGCUUGCAGACAUGGUCAAAAGGUUCAGUUGUUUUGACCAAACAUCAGAAUGGGGAAGAAACGUGAUCUAAGAAAAGUGAUUUUGACCAUGGAAUGAUUGUUAGUGCCAGAUGGGGUGGGGAGCGUAGUUUGAGUAUCUCAGAAACUGCUGAUUUCCUAGGAUUUUCAUGCACAACAGUUUCUAAAGUUUACAGAGAACAGUGCAAACAACAAAAAACAUACAGUGAGCAGCAUUCUGCGGGCAAAAAUACCUUGAUGAAACAUACAAUGUUCUUGUUAAGUUUGACUAGCUAGAUUCAGGAAUACUGUUUCUGCUUGCUGGGCUCUUUGGAAACAAGUUGUUAAGUCUUAAAAAAAAAGUCAUGAAGGACUAGUAUGAGAAAAAAUAUCUGCAUCCAGAAGCUGAAGACUCUAAGAAUUUUCUGCUGAAGAGCUGAAUAUUUUCAAGGCAAAGAUUGAUAGAUUGUUUGAUAUUAGGUAUAUAUGGAAUUAGUACAGGAAAAUGGCGCUAAGGUAAAAGAUUAGCUAUGAUGUUAUUGUACGGAUGCAAGGGGCCAAGUAAUUUAUUCCUUUUCUGUUUCUUAUGUUUUUUUUAAUAAAGAAAAAGAGUUCAUGAAAUCUGUAUGUUUGUUGGUUUCUGUUAAGGCGCAGCAUAGGUAUAUUGUGCAUAGUUACCUUCAGGAUAUUAUGAAUUACUUAAAAAGCACUUGUCAGUAAAUUAAACACUUUUUUUUAGUGCUGAGUAGACUGAAAAGUAUCAAACUUAGGAACUUUAGUCUUUCCAGAGCAGGAAGGAGAAAGGAAACAAUAUGGUUGCCUGCUUUGUGUGAGAAAAUAUUUGGCUCCUCCUGACCGCCUAUUUUAAGAACUCAUCAGGUAUAAAUUAAUAUGCAUGAAUCUACUAUUUAUAUUCUGCCCCACUAUGUGCUGUUAAUUCCAAUGAUAAGGUAUCUGAAAUGUAAAUUCUGUUGCUUCCACACCAAUUACAGCACAUGGUGUUCUUUCCUGUGGGUUAAAAGCAUUUGCAGUGAUCCAUUUCCAUUCCUGGUGUACAUCAUCACAACAUGAUUGUCUGGGUAAAUGUCACUUACUGGUACUAAAACAUAAUCUACUUAAUUAAUGCGAUACAGUGGAGGAGUUUUAUAUUUUGUAAAUAUGUACAGGUUUAUUAGUUUUAAGUAGCUAAAUGGAUGUUUCUGGAUUGGAAUACAUUUUAAUCUUUGACACAGUUCCCUCUUGUAUAAAACAGUACUUAAAUAUAUUUCCAGAAUAUUUGAAAAUAUCUCAAAGGAAAAUUGAAUAAUGGUUUCACUGAGCAAUUUCUAUAUGCCAGUGUGAUUUAAUGUUGAAUUUUUAAUACCUUCAUGUCUCAAAGUCAGAGUAUGCUAUAACAAAGUAUUUUCUCCUAGAGACAAAAAUGCAAUGGAGUAAACACAUUAACUAAUUACUUCUAUGCUAAUAUCUCCAUGCACUAAAAUAUAUUUCUACUAAGAGUCAACAGCUUGAUCUCCAUUUGUAUUGCCCUGGCAUGUAUACUGUCGUAGGUAUCAACUGAAUGUAGACAGCUAGAACACAACAUCCACGGUCAACCUCAACCAAUGGCGGGUCUCUUCACUAAGAAUCAAAGAUAAUUUUUUGUGCCUUAUGUAUACUACUAACUGCAAAUAAAUGUGAUGCUGCUGAAGGUGAACAUGCUUUGUGUUUUGG
Molecule: messenger RNA, 9954 nt
Organism: Mobula hypostoma (lesser devil ray)
Lineage: Eukaryota; Metazoa; Chordata; Chondrichthyes; Myliobatiformes; Myliobatidae
Exons: 13
Coding region: 80-2755 (891 amino acids)
Biological process (GO): chloride ion homeostasis; chloride transmembrane transport; potassium ion homeostasis
Cellular component (GO): membrane
Molecular function (GO): potassium:chloride symporter activity
Source: RefSeq, a predicted model, not a curated record